Plasmodium gonderi is the source of this 1185-nucleotide messenger RNA. Its product is annotated as cytochrome c1 precursor. Gene Ontology annotation, molecular function: electron transfer activity; heme binding. Lineage: Eukaryota; Apicomplexa; Aconoidasida; Haemosporida; Plasmodiidae. The record is from RefSeq and is a predicted model, not a curated record. The coding region runs from base 1 to 1185 and encodes 394 amino acids. The transcript has 2 exons. Gene Ontology annotation, biological process: mitochondrial electron transport, ubiquinol to cytochrome c.
AUGGCAGGUGGUGGAGCAUUAAACAAUUUAUUUCCAGGAUACAAGGAUAAAAUAUGGCUCAAACUUCCGUACAAUCUUCGAUUAUAUUUAAUUAAAUCGUGGAAUAAUGAGUUCGAGAAGAACAUGUUGAAAGCAAAAACAAAAAAUAACAAAAUAAAGAAUUUGAAUUAUUACAUAUUGGAUCGAUUUAAACCAAAUGAUAAUUACAAAAAUAGACAUACAGAUUACAAAAGACAAAUAUGUAGAGGAACAUUAGUUGAAGGAUGUGAUUUUUUUUUACCUAAUAAAAGAAGUCAAGAUAGAUUAAAAAAUCAUAUAGAACCAUAUACAGAAGAAGAAAAUGAAGAAAGAAAGAAACAUAAAUAUUUAAAUUUAAAAUAUUAUAUAUUGUUUUGUUUAGGUUUUUCAGUUUUGCAUAAUAGCAUGCAAUCAAGACCAGUAGCAUGGUGUAUGGAUUAUGAACCUCCUCACACUCCACAUUAUCCAUUUUGGUUUAAAUCCAUGUUUCAUUCACAUGACAUACCAAGUGUAAGAAGAGGUUUUGAAGUAUACAGACAAAUAUGUGCAACUUGUCAUUCGAUGGAACAAUUGCAAUUUCGAAGUUUAGUUAAUGAAGUAUAUCCAGAAAAUAGAGUAAAACAAAUUGCUGCAUCUUACGAUAUAGAAGAUGGACCAGAUGAUAAAGGAGAGAUGUUUACGAGACCAGGAAUUUUAACUGAUUCUUUUCCCAAGCCAUAUCCAAAUGAAGAAGCAGCAAGAUAUGCAAAUAAUGGUGCAUCUCCACCAGACUUAUCAGUCAUAACAACAGCAAGACAUAAUGGGCCAGAUUAUAUAUUUUCCUUACUCACUUGUUAUCGAGAUCCACCUGAAGGAAUACAUUUAAGACAAGGGUUAUAUUAUAAUACGUAUUUUGCAGGAGGGUCUAUAUCUAUGCCACCACCUCUUCAAGAUGAUAUGAUUGAAUAUGAAGAUGGUACCCCUUGCAACGUUUCUCAAAUGGCAAAAGAUGUUGUAAAUUUUUUAACUUGGGCAGCUGAGCCAACACAUGAUGAAAGAAAAUUAACUGGUCUUAAAUUAGUAAGCGGUGCUUUUGUUGCAAUGGUCUUAAUGACUGUUUGGCAGAGAUUUUUUUGGACCAUCUAUGCUACUAGAAGAAUUGAUUUUGGAAAAAUUAAGUACUUAUGA